Molecule: messenger RNA, 1464 nt
Organism: Spinacia oleracea (spinach)
Lineage: Eukaryota; Viridiplantae; Streptophyta; Magnoliopsida; Caryophyllales; Amaranthaceae
Product: probable plastid-lipid-associated protein 12, chloroplastic
Exons: 11
Coding region: 56-1258 (400 amino acids)
Source: RefSeq, a predicted model, not a curated record
CAACUCCAUUGUACCAGUGUGAACUUUCUCUCUCCUCUAUUACAGUAGUACAACAAUGGCGACUAGGGAAAUCGCACUCUUAGGGUUUCGAUUAACCCAAUUUCCACCUCUUUCUUCCAUAUCCAAUCGAAACCCUAACAGUGCAGUUCCUUUCAAUUCGAUUCUCUCCAUUCGCAGAAACUCGAAUUCUCGCAUUUAUUCAUCAUCUAUUACUAACAAAUCAGAAAAACAAGGAAUUUCUGGUAAAUUUACCGAAGAUGAGAAUCGGCUUGUUGAUGUUCUAAUUGGCAUUCAAGGGCGAGGUCGCGCUGCUUCUCCUCAACAGCUUAAGGAAGUGGAUCGUGCGGUUCAAGUUCUGGAAGAUGUAAAAGGUGUUCCUGAUCCGACGAGCUCUAGUUUGAUUGAAGGUAGAUGGCGACUGAUGUUUACUACAAGGCCAGGAACUGCCUCUCCCAUUCAGAGAACAUUUGUAGGAGUUGAUUUCUUCAGCGUAUUCCAAGAGGUAUAUCUACGAACAAAUGAUCCACGAGUGUCCAAUAUUGUAAAAUUCUCAGAUGCUGUUGGCGAACUAAAAGUAGAGGCUGUAGCAUCUGUUAAGGAUGGAAAGCGAAUUCUUUUCCGGUUUGACAGGGCAGCCUUUUCUUUAAAAUUCCUACCAUUUAAGGUACCUUAUCCGGUGCCAUUUAAACUUCUGGGAGACGAAGCAAAGGGUUGGCUUGAUACAACAUAUUUGUCUGAUUCUGGAAAUAUACGUAUUUCAAGGGGGAAUAAGGGCACCACUUUUGUGCUCCAGAAGGAAAUUGAACCUAGGCAAGAGUUGCUUUCUGCAAUUUCUACUGGAAUUGGAGUGACAGAGGCGAUUGAUAAGUUAAUUUCCACAGCUCGAGAUAAGGAUGGUGAACCUCAGCUUCUAGAGGGGGAAUGGAAGAUGAUCUGGAGUUCUCAGGUGGAGACAGACAGCUGGUUGGAGAAUGCAGCAAAUGGUCUCAUGGGUACACAGAUAAUCAAGAAAGAUGGACAAAUGAAGUAUUCAGUUGAUAUUGCACUUGGCUUCAGAUUCUCCAUGACAGGCUCAUAUCAGAAAACUGAUAAGAAGAUAUAUGAUGUAAAAAUGGAUGAUCCAGCUAUCGUAUUUGGCUCUUUUGGACUCCCAAUUAAUAUGGAAACCCAAUUCAACCUUGAGCUUCUGUAUGCAGAUGACAGGAUCAGAAUCACAAGAGGAUACAAUAAGAUUGUGUUUGUUCACUUGCGAGUGUAGACUUGUCUUAUUAGGCCGAAAUAAGCCACAAUUGCAGGAAGUAUAUAUACGACUAUUAAACAAUAGAAAAGAUAAUGUAAGCGAGAUUCAAUCUUAGGUCAUGAAUAUCUUUAUGUUUAUUGUAGAAUAUUUCUGUCACAACUUGAAGGGUUGAUGCUAAUUGGCUCACCAAAUUUGAAAUGAAAUUAGACUUGUUCAAAAUCAAA